AUGGGUUGUGUUUCAUGCGUAUUAUUAAUAAUUCUUGCUUUUAUUUUCCCACCUUUAGCUGUAUUAAUUAAAGCAGAUUGUGGAUUCAGUCUCUGUUUGAAUAUCAUCUUGACUUUAAUAUGUUGGAUCCCAGGUGUGAUUCAUGCUAUUUACGUUGUCAUAACAGAUUAA
Molecule: messenger RNA, 171 nt
Organism: Entamoeba nuttalli P19
Lineage: Eukaryota; Evosea; Mastigamoebida; Endamoebidae
Exons: 1
Coding region: 1-171 (56 amino acids)
Cellular component (GO): membrane
Source: RefSeq, a predicted model, not a curated record